CCUUCCCACGUCCUCUCUACAUGUCUGCUGAUCUGUCUGUCAUUUGACAGUUAUCCUGUUUUUCAAUCACCUCGUUCCUCAGUCAACUACCAUUCUGUCUCCCUCUGUUUUCUAACCCUUAUAGGCGGUGCUCUUCACGUCUCUCUAGGUAGAGACUCCUCAGACAGGGUUUUAGAGGACAUGAUCACUUCCUGUAGAACUAUUACCACCUCAGAAUGAUCAAUAUCACUGAUCGAUAUGAAACAACACAAACCAUCUAGUCAAAAGAAAUGAAUCAGCGCCACCCUCAUAACAAACACCACUGCUACACAUUAACUAGGCCGUAGUGCAGAUGAGUUAUUUUAGGAAUCCAGUUGUUCUUGUCAGGCCAGUUAGAGGGCAGGGGUGCUAGAGAAAGGGAGGGAAGGAGGCAGGAUAGGGAGGGACUGAAUCAAAGAGAGAAAGAGUGAGAGAGCCAACAGAAAAGAAAGAUGACUGUCUGAAUCAAGAUGGAUCCAACCGAAGCCAGCCUUUCCUCAAAAGCAACAACCUCUUUCAACGAAGGAAGGGGAGGUGAUGUGACUCAGCCAGAGGAAGUGGUGGAGCAGUGGAGGAAUGGAGGAGAGGGGGAGAGACAGAGGGAGGUGGAGAGAGAGGCGGGCGUGACAGAUGGACUAAGUCUGGCUGCAGAGACAGCUACCAACCACAGGGUGUCAGCAGACAAACGCAGAUUCAAUACUGUGGGAUACCAUAGGAAGCUGAAGCAGAAAGUGGUGGCGGACUAUACCACGGUGAGUAAGGGAGCGUCUGGAAGUUUCAAACCCCGAGCAGCACUGAGACAGGUCCUGUUCAGCCAGGGAGCGACUGAAAAGAGCCCCAUGCCUGAGGGCGCAGGGCAGUUGGAUGCUCUGAAGCGGACUCUGGAGGCGUUCCCAGUACCAGUAUGUCUGAACUGGAGCUGGGGGGAGGAGGGGACAGGAGCCACACUGGAGAACAACUGGACUGAUAUAGUACACAAUCACUCGAUGAUGUGUAAGACCCAGAGGCACCAACAGGAGGCGCUGUGGGAGUUGGUCCACACUGAGCUCACCUACAUCAACAAGCUCACUGUUGUCACUGAUUUGGUGAUGGCAGCUCUUACCCACCUGCACCAGCAUGGAUUCCUCUUAGAGGUGACACCUGAGAGCCUCUUCUCCAACCUUCCCUUCAUCCUCAGCGCCCACCGGCUCUUCUGGCAGGAAGUGAUGUAUCCCAUGUUACAGGAAGUCCGCAGGACGGGGAAGCCCUUUGACCCCAUGGGGUUAGAGGCUGGAUGCCUGCAGUUCCCUGAGCGUUUCUCCCCCUAUCUGCACUACUGUUGUAAGGAGGAGAGCACAGUGGACAUUACGAGCAAACUGACAGACACCAACCUGCACUUCCACACCUACUUAAUGUGGGUGGAAGCACACCCCCAGUGUGAGCGGAUGCGUCUGGGAGACAUGCAGGCCAAACCCAUCCAGAGGAUCACCAAGUACCCCCUGCUGCUGAAGGCUGUCCUCAAGACCACCCAGGCUCCCCACACUCAGCACACACUCAGGGGCAUGUUGGCCUGUGUAAAUGGCUUUCUGCACAGCAUCAAUGACUACUUGAGGCUUAAGGAUGAUGAGCAGGCCCUCUCGCUUUCUGCCCAGAAGAUAGAGGGAUAUGAUGUGAUGGAGGGGAUGAAUGAGGAAAUCGAAAAGCAUGUCAGAGAGUUAUGCAGUUUUGAUUUGACGUGCCCUGUCAGAGGGGUGGGUCCUGGGGUCAUACGCAAGCUGCUAUUGGAGGAGACCCUGAAGAUCAGAGGAAGGAAGGAUCACAAGCUGGAGGUGACAGCCCUGCUCUUCUCUGACGUGCUGCUGGUGACCAAGGUCCAGAAGAAGGCAGAGAGACUGAAGGUAGUUCGCCCCCCACUGGCCCUGGAUAGAACACGCUGUGACACACUCAAAGAUGGCUGUUCAUUUGUGGUGGUGGAGGUGAGUGUUCUGGGCUGUGCGGCGAAUGUCUACACCUUCUCCACCUCCAGCCCAGAGAGCUGCUCUACAUGGGUCUUCACCAUCCACGAGGCACAGGAAACACUGCAGGGCCUGAGAGAGACAGAGGCCAGCAGACGACUGCAGACCAAACAGAGAGACCUACAGCUUCAGGAACAAGCCACACCCCCUACAGAGCCCAAGAUGACCAUUGAGGAAUCAGUUGAUCAGCCUCCUGACCAAUCAGAAGCAGAGAUCACUUCCUCUUUGGAGGUGAAACCUGUUGAGGAACUCCUCAUCCAAUCAGUGAAUGGAACAUUGGUGUCCAUAGCAACGGAGGCGGAACAACAAACUCAGGAACCAGUGGACUAUAAAGAUGCAAUGUUACCAGGACAACCACGCAAGCUCAGUGACAUUCAUAACCAAUCAUUCUUCCAACCUCAACCCAAACCCAACGGCCCGCACAACCUGUUGCUAGGCAGAUAUCCUGACAUAGACUAUGACAUAGACUACCCACGACACCAAUCCAGCACUUUCCCACUUUCUCCAUGCAGGGAAAACAAUCGAAAAGAUUAUAUCGCUAUUUGUCAAAUGGAAUCCCAAGGAUUGCUCUCACAGGGAGGACGAGCCACAUCCACACGGAGGAAUUCUGCCCCCCAGUCAGUAGAGCAACAAGCCAUGAGGAACUCGUGGCUCACCCAAUCAGGAGAGGAGGAGGCUUUAGCGGAAUCAUGGAGGUUUUCUCGGAAGUUGAAUUCACCACGGUUACGCAGGAGAAGACCAAUAAACACUGAGCAGACUGCUACCCCUCAGAUGUCACAAAGUGGGUCUGACAGCUCUGGGAUGGCCCAGUCUGCACCACGCACAAACUCUUCCUCCAACUCUGACUCAGACUGCAAACAGAAACUCAGAGGUUCCUACCAACACAACUCAGGUUCCUCCGGACAGAGCGCUGACUCUCACCUGGUCCUCAAGCUGGGGUCCUUAAAGAUGAACGGAGGGGUGUUCUGGGACAUGCCUGCAGAGAGAGAGUUCUCCCCAGAGCCCCCCGCUUUCUCUGAGCACGAGCUGCCCAAAGACAUCCCAGAAGAAAAAGAAAACACCCCAAAAAGGCCCAAGUUGAAGAUUCAGCGAAGCGUGUCCAUACCAGAUAUCAUCCUCCAAGAAGGAUAUAGUUCUCUUCUGAUCUCAGCCAAGCCCUCCAACACGCGAAUAGCCCACUCUCCCCCUCCUGGGUUGGAUCCAUACUUGCACCCCUCCCCUCUGGAGAGCAUUUUGAACCGGGCCAAGGAGAGAAGAAAGGACAGAGGGAGAAGAGAGGGAAAGGGAACAUCUCCAACCUUCAGAACAUGGGCUCUUCCUCCUUCUCCGUCUUUCUCCACCACUACGUCCCAGUCGCCCAGUGAAGGGGAUAGAGAGACUGAGUGGGAAGAGGUGGAGCUGGUCAGACGGCUGGCCCCCAGUGUCAGUCAGGGAUGGAUAGAGGAGAGGGUGGACGGAGAUGUGGAGGAGGAGAAGAAGAGCAGCCCCGCCUUCCCUGAUGGCACCAGCGUUGAUUGGCCAGGCUGGGGCUUUGAAGCCGAUGAGGUCCUGGAUCAGCUGACCCCAGAGGACAGUGGCGUUGGUGUUGAUGAGGAGUGGUGGGAAGUGGCUGCGUUGGGGCUCAGCCAAACUUUGACGUUGAGAGACAUCCAGCGAAUCGGCACGCAUGAGGACGGGACGAUUAGUCAGGUGUAGUUCUGCAUAGGCUACUGGGAGCCCUUCAUUCUCCAAGACUUUAUCUGCACUUCAUGGGGAAUAAUAUGUCAUUUGAGAUUUUCACUGUGCCGGAGUAGACAUAUAACAACGUGAUACUUUUCCACAGCAAGAUGUUGAUUGAGUGAGCUGAUUGACACCAAAUGUUUGAUUUCAGUUUGUUGCAUGGAACGUUUGUGAGUGAUUUGGAGUUUGUGAUUAUGAGUCUGAGUGAACAUCAGAAUCAUUUUCUUCAACCUGCAUAAUAUUGUUAGAGCUACAGAUGUAGGAUCUUCAUUUGAUCCCUCUUUUGUUGCUGAGGUUUUUCCUGCAUCGCAGGAAAUGCAGAUGAGCUUUGUGAUUUACAUAAAUGUACUGAAAACCCACACCAACACACUGUUAUAUUAACAGUAUUGCACUUUUCAUGUAGCCUACUUUUGGCUGAUCAAGCAACAUUAUGAACUACAUGUUCAAAUCCUGUAGCUGUAGCAUUAUUAAGAUCCUACAUCUGUAGACGCCUGUACUGUCUUAUACAAGCACUAUGGACUACAUGUUCAUAUCCUGUUGCUGUAGCAUUAUUAAGAUCCUACAUCUGUAGACGCCUGUACUGUCUUAUACAAGCACUAUGAACUACAUGUUUAAAUCCUGUAGCUGUAGCAUUAUUAAGAUCCUACAUCUGUAGACGCCUGUACUGUCUUAUACAAGCACUAUGGACUACAUGUUCAUAUCCUGUAGCUGUAGCAUUAUUAAGAUCCUACAUCUGUAGACGCCUGUACUGUCUUAUACAAGCACUAUGAACUACAUGUUCAUAUCCUGUAGCUGUAGCAUUAUUAAGAUCCUACAUCUGUAGACGCCUGUACUGUCUUAUACAAGCACUAUGAACUACAUGUUCAUAUCCUGUAGCUGUAGCAUUAUUAAGAUCCUACAUCUGUAGACGCCUGUACUGUCUUAUACAAGCACUAUGAACUACAUGUUUAAAUCCUGUAGCUGUAGCAUUAUUAAGAUCCUACAUCUGUAGACGCCUGUACUGUCUUAUACAAGUGUACUUUUUGAUGUGAUGUCAGUUAACUGAAAUGCUGUGUAUACAUAGAAUGACAUGUUUCAUUGAACUUCAUUUGAGUUGUUAAUUUAUAAGAGUAACUGCAUAUUUGGUAUUGUGACCCAUUGGGGAGAUUCAUACUGAUAUAUUGUAAUAAAGAGACAUAUUUAAACCAA
Messenger RNA from Oncorhynchus mykiss (rainbow trout), 4919 nucleotides. It is a transcript of the gene plekhg6, whose product is annotated as pleckstrin homology domain containing, family G (with RhoGef domain) member 6. The record is from RefSeq and is a predicted model, not a curated record. Gene Ontology annotation, molecular function: guanyl-nucleotide exchange factor activity. Gene Ontology annotation, biological process: endothelial cell migration; Rho protein signal transduction. NCBI's taxonomy places the organism in Eukaryota, Metazoa, Chordata, Actinopteri, Salmoniformes, Salmonidae. Gene Ontology annotation, cellular component: axon; plasma membrane; endocytic vesicle.